Molecule: messenger RNA, 435 nt
Organism: Rattus norvegicus (Norway rat)
Lineage: Eukaryota; Metazoa; Chordata; Mammalia; Rodentia; Muridae
Source: RefSeq, a predicted model, not a curated record
ACUAUCAACUCGAUACAGAGAAAGCAAUAUAAAGAAUCAAACAAGGAGCAGUGUGAAGAAGCAGCGAGGACGACCCCCGGACGGACCAAACCCGCGCGCCGCUGUAAACCCGUGAUCAGCGCCGAUGUCCCCUGCCGCCGCCAUGCGGCUGAAGGGGAUGCUAAAGGAGACAAAGCCAAGGUGAAGGACGAGCCACAGAGGAGAUCUGCAAGGUUGUCUGCUAAACCUCCUCCUCCAAAGCCAGAGCCCAAGCCUAAAAAGGCCUCUGCAAAGAAGGGAGAGAAGGUACCCAAGGGGAAGAAGGGGAAAGCGGAUGCCGGUAAGGAUGCGAGCCAUCCUGCAGAAAACGGGGAUGCCAACACAGACCAGGCCCAGGAAGCGAACGGUGCUGGAGAUGACGUGUGUGCGUUUUUGAUAACUGUGUACUUCUGGUAA